ACAGUUCCAGUUUCCUCCUAAUACUGUCCUAGUGAGUGCUGUGUAUGCAGUAUCACUCUCAAAGCCUCUCCUCAAACGACUCAAGUUAGAGAUACAGCACUGCGUUGAUUUAGCAGGACGACCAGAUCUUGUACAAUACUUAAAGUUUGCUAUAGCUCCCGUGAGCACACCCAGUCUUCCUUAUCAGUUCUCAAUAAUUGAGGGAGGAGAGUUUAGCUCUAAUAGUGGGUAUGGAUCCAUUCAACGUAACAAGUUCUGUUUGGUUUGUAUACUGGGGAAAGAAUGGACUAAUGGAGACACAGAGGAAGAGGCUGAGGAACAGCAACUACAACAAGAGGAGAAUGAGGAGGAGGAGGGAGACAAAGAGGAAGGAGAGUGUAGUGAUAGUGAUGAUGAUGAUACCAGCAGUACUCCACCAGGGGCUAGUGGAGCAUGUAAAGAGUCUACUACUAAAGAGAUUAACCUCCCAACCAAUACAGUGUCUGUUGCUGGUCCUACUACUACUACACCAAACACUGAUCAUGUUAACAAAGUGCUGUCCACUGGUGUAAAGAAGGCUGUGACAUAUGCUGGUCUGGUUUAUUAAGAGGAAGAUGGCAUAGAGGAUCUGGUGACAUUCACUGCAGCUAAG
Messenger RNA from Amphimedon queenslandica, 631 nucleotides. RefSeq lists its product as uncharacterized. NCBI's taxonomy places the organism in Eukaryota, Metazoa, Porifera, Demospongiae, Haplosclerida, Niphatidae. The record is from RefSeq and is a predicted model, not a curated record. The coding region runs from base 231 to 551 and encodes 106 amino acids. The transcript has 3 exons.